CGGCGAGGCGCAGGGGAGGGGGAAGGCGGCGGGGGGGGAAGGGUGUCCCUCCCGGCAGCCAUUAUCUGGAGCGCGGCGCGGCGGGCGCGGAGCCGUGCGCCGAGGGGCCCCUUCGCUGCUGCCGAGCCCGCGUCCCCGCGGCGGGGCGGGGGCGGGCCGCCAUGGCGGCUUAGCCUCGCCCCCUCCCUCCCCUUCCUCCGCGCCACGGGCGCUGAAGGCGCGGCGGCGGCGGCGCGGCCUAGCCGGGAGGGCGGAUCCUCGGCCUCGCGUAGCGGCUCCUGCCCGCGGAGGGCUGCCCUCCCCGGGGGGGGGGCCAUGUCCCUGGUGGCCUAUGCCAGCAGCGAGGAGGACAGCGAUGCGGAGGAGGCCGCGGGCGAGGAGGAGGAAGCCGCCGCUCCGCCUCCCGCCGCAGCCCAGCAGCCCGCGGCGCGGGGGCUCUUCGCCGCCUUGCCUCCCCCCAAAGCCCCCGUGCUGCCGCCGGCGCCGCCGCCUCACCAGCCCCUGAGCGGCGGCGGCGGCGGCUUCCCCCUGCUGCCGCCGCCCCCUCCCUUCCUCAUGGGCCCCCCGCCGGGCCUGCGGGGCUUCGGCACCCCUCCGCCGGCCAUGAGCCCGGCCGCGGCCGGCAGCCAGCCCGAGGCGGCCGCCGACGGCGGCGGCGAGCAGCCGCGGCCGGGGGGGCUGCUGCUGCCCCCGCCGAGGAACGCGGCCGCCCCUGGCCUCGGCCUGCCCCCUCCCGCCUCGGCCGCUGCUGCUCCGCCCGGGGCUGGGGGGGAUUUGAGCCUCCCCAAGCCAAAGAAGAGGACGGAGCCGGUGAGGAUCACGGUGCCCGAGCUGCACAAGGGAGAUUCAGAUUCAGAGGAAGAUGAACCAGCAAAGAAGAAAAAUACUCUUCAGGGACGUGGCGAGGGCUCUGGCUUGUCUGCUUUGCUUCCUCAACCCAAAAACUUGCCAGUGAAAGAGACCAAUCGGUUACUUUUGCCCUACGCUUUCUCAAGGAAAGCAGCAGAAAAUGCCUCCGAGUCAAAGCCGGCUAAGGCCCCAACCUCUUCCUCAAAGACAAAACCUUUGUCCAAGCCGGCAGUGGCCACAACUCCUUCUCCAUCUGCUAUCAAAGCUGCCGCGAAGAGCGCUGCCCUCCAGGUCACCAAGCAGAUCACGCAGGAAGAGGACGACAGCGAUGAAGAGGUAGAGCCAGAGAACUACUUCUCCUUGUCUGACAAGAGCGAGCCCAGCAUUGUCAGUGCUGAGACAUAUAUGUAUUCUGGCACAGUGGUGUCAGAGGACCCGCCGCCUGGGACCGAGCCGGAGCCGCAGUUCCAGGAUGCCGCUGCGAACGCCCCGCUGGAGUUCAAGACGGGCGCGGGAUCCAGCGGCGCGCAGCACAGCUGGGCGCCCAAGUCUGGAGAAGACUAUGGCAGUCAGCCCUACAGCCAGUUCCCUGCUUACAGCGAUGCCAGCGUCACUGGCGCGUAUUAUCAGGAUUACUACAGCGGUGGAUACUACCAGGAGAUGGAACCAGCCCAGGGACCACCACAGGACAUGGGCACCGACUCCUCCUUCAUAGACGAUGAAGCGUUUAAACGUCUGCAAGGCAAGCGGAAUCGAGGGAGAGAAGAGAUCAACUUUGUGGACAUCAAAGGCGAUGAUCAACUGAGUGGAGCCCAGCAGUGGUUGACAAAAUCCUUAACAGAGGAGAAAACCAUGAAAUCGUUCAGCAAGAGAAAAGGAGAUCAACCCACGGGACAGCAGAGAAGAAAACACCAGAUCACGUACCUGAUUCAUCAGGCAAAGGAAAGAGAACUGGAACUGAAAAACACAUGGUCCGAAAACAAGCUCAGCCGACGUCAGACUCAAGCCAAAUAUGGAUUUUAACACCUCUCCCCUACUUUUUGGCUGUUGUCCCAGGUGACGUAGUGUGUCAGACUUCUCCUGGCCUUCUGGAGAUCACCCAGGCCCCUGCGUAGAAGGCUGUCUGCUCUGUGGGUGGGAGGAUACUGCACUCCCUGGUCUGUCAGGAGAAGGGUUUAAACGCAAGCAAGUUUCUGAAACUCCACCUGUAAUCUCCCCCUUCCCCGCCCCCGAACAAUAAUGUAGAUGGCUCAAAUCAAGUGUGGCUUGUACAGCUGGGGACUGUCCCAGGGCACAGGGCAAGGUUGGAACUUUUGUCCCACGGCCUGGUGCAAGGUUUGGAGGUUUUGUCCUGUAGGUAGACAGGCUACUGAUUCUUGAGAGUAGCCAUAGCUGCUGGAAUCUAGGCAGAGUCACAAUAAACUUCCAAUUCGCAGUUUUCUCCUUUCUUGGACUCACUGUGCAUUGAGAUUGUAAUUUUUCUUUCUAAAAGACAGUGAGUUUCAAGAGCAAGCCUGUUUUUUUUUGUCCUUUUUGUUGAGACAUCCUAAUGGCUGUUUACUUUUCUGAGUAAAUACACUGCUCCUCUCAUGCUAAUUACUUUUUUAUGGGGGGGGGGGGAGGGGGAAGUGUGGCUAAUUUAGUGUUUUUGUUCUCAGCUGCAUCAGCCUCUGUUUCAAAUCACGUCAAGGGGAAACUACUUUUUUGUUUCAAAGGGGACAUAGACUAACAGGUCAGAGCUUGGGAUACAAGUAAAAAUACCCCAGUGUGUGGACUGCACAAAAAACAAUGAGGUUCUCUCUGCCAGCACAAGAAGCUGCUGAGAGCUUUUGGAUAUAUAUGGACGUUCUGUGUAUGUAUGUUUUUCUCGCUUUUUUUCCCCCCCCCCCCCCGACCCAAGGCCUACAGUGCUGUAACAUUCUGGUCUCCAUACUAGUUGAACCAAGUAUUUGCAGUGUCACAUGGCGCACUGCAGCUGGCAGUGAGUUUAGUCAGUGAAACAGCAGUAUUUCCUGUAAUCAGACACAGAUGAAAGCUGCCUACUGUACAUUUUUUCAGCUCUUCAGCUUUGUUUGUAUCAAUUCUGUUUCCUAUAAAAGCAUCACAUCUGAUUAAGUGUUAACUUUAUCCUCCUGGCUGGGAAGAGGAGACCACGUCCAGCCUUAACUUUUUAAAACAAAAUCUUUCUUUUAUUUAAGGUAUUAGGCCUAGGUGGUAUGACUGCAAAUCAUGUGCAAACUUGCUAGCCAGAUCCAUAUAUCUUUAGCCAGAUCUCUGUGGCCUCACUUAGUUCAUUGUUCACCAAAGUGUGUGAUGCUGAAAGGAACAGAGAGCUGGGCUGGUUAUUUAACUCACAUUCCCAACACUAAGGGUUGUAUUUGUUGUAACAGCAGCUAAAACUGCUAAUAUAUUUGUUAUUCCAUUUAGAAAAAGAAAAAAAAACUCCAAAAGGUUGUUUUUCUCCCAUGUUACCUGUUUAAGAAAACAAAACAAAACCCUGAUGAAUGAAGUCUUUUCUUAGGAUAUUUUAAAAUAAUCUGAUUUCUAGUUUAGCUCCCUGAAUGUUUUAGUACUUUGCAGAGCCCAUUUUGAGUAUUUGAAUGACCAGAAUAAAGUUACUGUUGAGUAAUUUAUUCAUAUCUUAUAUGUACAGUGAAAUCCUCUGAAAAGAGAUUUGAUAAAGGAAUAAACUUUUAAAUGAACCGAA
This is a messenger RNA of Dromaius novaehollandiae (emu), 3556 nucleotides long. It is a transcript of the gene PRCC, whose product is annotated as proline rich mitotic checkpoint control factor. The transcript has 7 exons. Lineage: Eukaryota; Metazoa; Chordata; Aves; Casuariiformes; Dromaiidae. Gene Ontology annotation, cellular component: nucleus. The coding region runs from base 316 to 1872 and encodes 518 amino acids. The record is from RefSeq and is a predicted model, not a curated record.